AUGGCUUUCGCGAGCGACAUCUCCAAGAUGAUGAUGGCGGCGCGUCCGCCGCCGAACCGUCUGCUCUCGGGAGGUUCGUCGCUGCUUCAGCGCAGCCAGAGUUCCGGAUCGCUUGCUUCCCAGCUGAGUUUUUCUUCUCGCGGAAGUCUGCCAUCGGGAACUCAGGAGCAGCAGUUUCUGGCGGCGACUGCUGCGCAGUCUCGUCCGCCUGCGAAGAACGCGUUUCUCGCCUCGAGUCUGGAGGCCAAUGCGCGUCUGCGCCUCUCUCCGGGAGCGGAAGGCAAGAGCCGCGGAAGCGCGACCGCGCAGGGCGCUCAGGCGAACUCGCAGGGGAUGGUCGUCCUCUUUCGCGGGCAACAAACUGGCGUUGGGUUCCUCCUGAAUAAACUGCUGGAAGUUCUCAAGAAGGAGGCGGGCCGCAGCUUCCACGUAAAGGAAGUCGAAAAGAGUCUCAUUCAAAUUGGAUUCAGUGGUCUCCAUCCUUUCUUCCAACCCAAUUCGGAGUUCGUGAAGCUUCUGAGCAGCAAUGAGCGGGUCGCCUACAACCCUGGAGCUCGAACGUUGGCUUUCCAUAAUCCGUACCAGACCAUCACUUCAUGCAGCGCGUUGCUGGCGAAAGUCCAACAUGAAGGAGCUCUCACAGGUUUGAAGGUCGACUCGGAGCUGCUCUGCGCGCAUGCAGACAUGACAGAAUGGAUAAAUUCGCUCCUCGCAACUCGGCAAGUUCGCGCCCUUCGAUGUAACAACAACCACUUGCGAGGGAAGCGAAAGUGUGCUGCCAUCGGCGCGACUGCAUUAGGAGGCACGACGAAUUCGGCUGCUGUCUGCGACAUUUACGCUACUCGCAAAUGCGCGAACUGUCGGCAGAACCUCUGUGGGUUGCUUCUCUAUCCUCUCGGCGAGGAAAUCUAUGAACAGGCGAGAAUGGAUCUGGACGCCGAAGUCAAAGGCCUCUGGGAUUCUAUCGUUCUCCCGCCGUUGGAAGACAUCAUCAAGCAGUGCGAUCCGAGCAGGAGCCUCUCGCGACAGAACGCGCUUGCUGCAGCUCAGGAAAAGACUCAACUGAAGAGACGCGCCGAUGCGAAGAGGGUCUCGAGAUUUCGCAGCAAAUUUCGUCGCAUCCACAACACUCACUUGUUUACUGCGGAGGAGCUGCGAGCCUUCACGAACGAACAAGCCCCCCAGUAGAGUUUUCUCUGCUGCGCAUACGUUUCCCGACGCGUUUUUCUCACUGACGAAAUGCGUAGACAGCGUCGGCGCCGAGCCAUGGCUGGACGAGGAGGCUGGCGAUACUGAAGCGUCUUUCCUCCGUUCCUUGUGUUUCACGGAACGCAGAGCUGUGCGCGUGCAUACAUGUUUGCGCGUUGUGUCGACUUCGGUGCAACCGGAAAGAAAUCAAAUUUCGACCAGGUUCUCUCGCAUGCGUCGGCGGAUGCAGAGGUCGAAACGGAGGGGGGGAACGGGGACGCGGAACCUCUCGGCGUCGAACGUCUCGUUCGCGACUUCGCCGAGCGAUAUUGACACUGUCACACGCGUCAGAAGCAUCUGUGAAAAACAGCUUUGUUCGGCAUGCACCAAAACAGAACACCCUGAACGCAGGCAGAAACC
Messenger RNA from Toxoplasma gondii ME49, 1608 nucleotides. RefSeq lists its product as hypothetical. The record is from RefSeq and is a predicted model, not a curated record. Gene Ontology annotation, biological process: transcription initiation at RNA polymerase II promoter. Gene Ontology annotation, cellular component: transcription factor TFIIE complex. Bases 1 to 1188 code for a protein of 395 amino acids. The transcript is spliced from 7 exons. NCBI's taxonomy places the organism in Eukaryota, Apicomplexa, Conoidasida, Eucoccidiorida, Sarcocystidae.